Rhizophagus irregularis DAOM 181602=DAOM 197198 is the source of this 645-nucleotide messenger RNA. RefSeq lists its product as uncharacterized. The record is from RefSeq and is a predicted model, not a curated record. Lineage: Eukaryota; Fungi; Glomeromycota; Glomeromycetes; Glomerales; Glomeraceae.
AUGAGACCCUGCUUUCAACGGAUUUGUCAUAUGGGGCCCAAUCUAUAUACUUUUGUCUCUGAUGGUGAAAUGGACGAAUUCCUUCUCCCUGACUAUUCUGUUCAACUUACUCCAAUUGAUUAUAAGUAUAAUGCCACUCAGUAUCACUCUUCUCAUUCGUUGAAUUAUGAUGAUAAUGAUGCUGACCUCUUUACUUAUAUUCCCGCCGCUUCGAUUAGCAUUACUCAGCUAAUAUCAGAUACUGAACUUCCUGUUGCUGCAGCUACUCGUCUUGUUGCUAAGCUUUCUGCUUUACAUGCCACUGCUAAAGCUAUGUAUGCUUCACCUAUUGUUACCCCUUCUGGACAGGUCGAUUCUUUUAUAGAUUUUGACGAAUUCCUCUCAGUUUACGAUAUUCCUUUUCUGCCGUGUACUUUUGACACAUCUAUGUUGAAUGAUGAUUCUGAUAACAACCCAUAUAAUUCUGAUGAUGACUCGCUUUUCUCUUUUUCAUUUUUCGAUGACUUUUCUUUUAUGAGUUCUCUCUCAGAAUCUAUUGUUUCUCUUCUGAUCGCCUUUCCUCUAUUUUGCUUUGAUCUUGGUCCUCUGGUUUAUCAACCUAUUUCCUUCUUAGCCUGGUCGUUUGUUCAAUUUGUAGUUAUGUAG